Cornus florida is the source of this 1673-nucleotide messenger RNA. RefSeq names its product high affinity nitrate transporter 2.7. The record is from RefSeq and is a predicted model, not a curated record. Gene Ontology annotation, molecular function: nitrate transmembrane transporter activity. Gene Ontology annotation, cellular component: membrane. The transcript is spliced from 2 exons. Bases 153 to 1355 code for a protein of 400 amino acids. Gene Ontology annotation, biological process: transmembrane transport. NCBI's taxonomy places the organism in Eukaryota, Viridiplantae, Streptophyta, Magnoliopsida, Cornales, Cornaceae.
CCCAGCAUGUCAUAGCUGUCACCUCCACUAUAAACAUCCAUGUGUUCUUACUAAUUUGAACACCGUUGCAUCAAUACGCAUUACAUAAAUUCAAUUCAAAAAUACGCAUUCAAUGAAUUCAAUUCAAUUAUAUUCUCCGCUGUAAUUAAAACAUGGAAGCAUCCUCGAAGACCCAAUUCGCCUUCUCUCUCCCGGUGGAUUCCGAUCACAAGGCCACCGUAUUCCGGCCAUUCUCCCUGUCGUCGCCGCACAUGCGAGCCUUCCACCUCGCAUGGCUCUCUCUCUUCUCCUGCUACUUCUCCACCUUCUCUAUCCCACCACUCCUCGCCGUCAUCCGCGAGGACCUCCACCUCACCGCCACCGACAUUGGCCACGCCGGCAUUGCCUCCUUCGUUGGCUCCAUCUUCUCCCGCCUAGCCAUGGGCCCUGCAUGUGACCUCGUCGGACCCCGCAUCGCCUCCGCCUCUCUCUCUCUCCUCACCGCCCCAAUAAUCCUCUCAACGUCCCUCAUCUCAUCACCCCUCUCCUUCAUCAUCGUUCGCUUCCUCGUCGGCCUCUCGCUGGCCAACUUCGUCGCCAACCAGUUCUGGAUGAGCUCCAUGUUCUCCGGCAACAUCGUGGGCCGCGCCAACGGCGUGGCAGCAGGGUGGGCCAACGUUGGCGCCGGAGUCACCCAGCUCGUAAUGCCACUCAUUUUCUCUCUCAUCGCCACCACCUUCAACGUACCAUCUUCCACUGCAUGGCGUCUCGCCUUCAUCGUCCCGGCGAUAUUCCAAGCUGUAACAGCAGUCAUGGUGUUGUUCCUCGGCCAAGACUUGCCGGACGGGAACUAUAAACGGUCACGAAAACUCGGAAAUAACUCAAGAGACAACGCUCUCGGAGUUCUGAUUAAUGGGCUUAAGAAUUACAGAGGGUGGAUAUUGGGUUUGUUGUAUGGUUAUAGCUUUGGAGUUGAGCUAACAACUGAUAAUAUCGUAGCGCAGUACUUUUACGAUAGGUUUCACGUGAAGAUUCAGACGGCGGGGGCGAUUGCGGCGAGCUUCGGGUUGGCGAAUAUCGUGUCGAGGCCGGCGGGAGGGGUGGUUUCCGACGAGAUGGGGAGGAGGUUUGGGAUGAGGGGGAGGCUGUGGGGCUUGUGGGUGGUGCAGACCGUGGCGGGUUUGUUGUGUGUGUUACUCGGGCGAGUCAACUCGCUGUGGGGUUCCAUAGGUGUGAUGUGUGGGUUCUCUGUGUUCGUUCAAGCCGCUGCUGGCCUUGCGUUUGGCGUGGUUCCAUUCGUUUCCAAAAGAAGGAAGACACAUUGUCUGAAAAGGACCAAUCCUUGUGGUGACAGGGACAGUGGGCUCCACAAUUGAUCUGAUUCAGUAAGGUAACACACUGCUCUACUGCAUCAACCGACAGCGAUGCUCACACGUGUGGAUGUUCCACACGUGUAAGCAAUCAAGAUAGUAUGCUAAUUUUAAAACUGUAAUUAGUGGAAUUAAAAAAUAAUAAUUCAAAGAAUUGAAUUAAAAUAUACAUAAAUUCUAAAACUGUAAUUAGUGGAAUUAAAAAAUAAUAAUUCAAAGAAUUAAAUUAAAAUAUACAUAAAUUCUAUGUAGCCGAACACAAUUAUACAAUUCAAAAAUCAUUUGUAAAAAAAUAAAUUUUUAUAUUUAAUCCACUCAAUCUUU